AUGACUCUUGAUGGAUAUGCAUAUUCUUUUAGUCAAAAAGAUCAAGAAGAAAUAGAAAAACUUUUAACGCGUGCCUUUUAUUCAGCUGGAAUUUCUUUUAAUAUAAUUGAUAAUCCUGAUUUUU
Molecule: messenger RNA, 124 nt
Organism: Funneliformis caledonium
Lineage: Eukaryota; Fungi; Glomeromycota; Glomeromycetes; Glomerales; Glomeraceae
Source: the annotation of a GenBank genome assembly